UGAGGCGCAGGACGGCUGCUUUAUAGCCGGGGCCCGCCGUGACGUACGGCUGAGCGCUCGCUGGCACGGCUUCCCGCCGACCACUCAGCGCAGCCAAAUCCAGGCUGACAAGACUUUCCUGGCGCUUUGGAAGGGACUGCAAUCUACUGUAGGGGAGAACAGAGCCGCUCAAUCACUGCCGCCGUAAAUAGGAGACGGAAGGGAGUGAGAAAGGAGGCGAAGAGAAAAAGUGCUUGCUGGGGGGGGAGGGGGGGCGGCAUUUUUGGUGGAUGGUAUGAAGCCAGCCAUGGAAACUGCAGCGGAGGAAAAUGCAGAACAAAGCCAAGAGAAAAAAGUGAUCACCAGACCAGAAAUGGAAAUUGGCAGGUACCACUGGAUGUACAGGAGUUCAAGGCCACACCGGUACCAUCAUGUGCCAGCAGUGAGAGGCAAUGUUAGUCCUUUGGGGAUUCAAGGUUGCUUUGAAUGUUGCAUUAAGUGCCUAGGAGGAGUGCCAUAUGCUUCGCUGGUGGCAACCAUUCUCUGCUUCUCGGGGGUAGCGUUGUUUUGCGGCUGCGGGCACGUGGCGCUCACGGGAACUGUGUCUAUCCUCGAGCAGCACUUCUCCACGACUGCCAGUGACCAUGCUUUGCUGAGUGAAGUAAUACAGCUAAUGCAGUAUGUAAUUUACGGCAUUGCAUCGUUUUUCUUCUUGUAUGGAAUAAUCCUCUUGGCAGAAGGUUUUUAUACGACAAGCGCAGUGAAGGAGCUGCAUGGCGAGUUCAAAACAACAGCCUGUGGUCGCUGCAUCAGUGGAAUGUUUGUUUUCCUCACCUAUGUGCUUGGAGUGGCCUGGCUUGGAGUCUUCGGCUUCUCUGCCGUGCCUGUCUUUAUGUUCUACAACAUAUGGUCAACCUGUGAAGUCAUCAAAUCUCUUCAGACAAAUGUGACAGUUCCUGGGGACCAGAUCUGCGUGGACAUCAGGCAAUACGGUAUUAUCCCUUGGAAUGCUGUACCUGGCAAAGCCUGUGGGCCAAUUUUAGAGAACAUCUGCAACACGAAUGAGUUUUACAUGUCUUACCACCUGUUCAUUGUGGCUUGUGCUGGAGCUGGUGCUACUGUCAUAGCAUUGAUCCACUUCCUCAUGAUACUGUCUUCUAACUGGGCCUACUUAAAGGAUGCCAGCAAAAUGCAGGCCUACCAAGAUAUCAAAGCAAAAGAAGAGCAGGAGCUGCAGGAUAUCCAGUCUCGGUCAAAAGAGCAACUCAAUUCUUACACAUAAAUGUUUGCCACAGUAAUUCAGCAGAAGAAUUCUGUAGCUCUGACAAAUCAACAAAUAGCUGCUCUGCAGUACAGAUGUGUGUCUACCAAACAAAAUUAGAGAGAAGUGCAAAAGCUUCACAUUCCAGCUCCUGGAACACACUCAUAGGGAAUGGGUAAUCUUCCAUCCUUUCAUACAGAGAAUGGAGGCUUUAUUCCAGGCAUUUUAAAAGGCAACACUUCAAAACCAGUGACCAAAUUAUUCUUCUUUGAGACUUUUGGUGUUUAGUAUUUGACACUUCCUUCCAGCAGGACGUCCUGCACAAAAACGGAGGCAGGUGCUCCGAGCAAGCCAGCAGGCAGUGAGCGAAUCUCUGUCCAGAGCCUAGGCAGAGGCAGGCGCGCAGCCCGUGCCUCUCAGUCCAGCGGCCAAACGAAAUCAGCCCCCAGGCUUCCCGACAGUGCCAGCUUGUGCUGCGGCGUGGCUGCAGCCUGCCCCGGGGGCUGCAACAGGGCCAUUUUCCAUGGGCCACUCUUUUUAUGGUGAAGCAGCCAGGCUCCUGCGCUGGCGGGAGCACGCAGCAGACGUCCCAAGCUUUUAAUCCUUUUAUUAACAGCUACCUAACGGAAUGUAGAGCCCCGGAUCUCGGAUAAUGAUCCCCUCCUUUGAAAAUAAAUGUCAGCUUUGCCUUAAUAUUUAUUUUCUAUAAAUGUCUUAGCAUUUAUACAGUGGCAGGUGACCAUUAUCCUACAUUUUAAGUAAGUGGAAAGUGUUACCUUAUUAAAAUGACGCUGAUCCGACUAUUCCAAAUGAGCGGAGGGGAAAGGAUGCAGAGUUUCGACGCCAACGAUAACAAAUUAGAGCCAUAAAGCAGAACACAGGAUGUCCACCUUUCUCUAUCUCGGUGCUUAGCAAAUUUCUAGUCAGUGCUUAACGUGUUUUCCUUUUUACAAAGUAAUUAGAGCAUUCAGAAAAAACGUGGUGUUCAGGAACAGUUAAAGAAAAUGAACAAACUGGUGCCAUUUGAAGAGAAAAAUCAUUUCCCAUAGAAGUUUGCCUUCUAAUUAAUGUUUGUUUGUUUUUUUUUCAGAAGCAUUCAGUGAUAUCUUGAGUAUUAGUGAUGGUAUAUUUGGUGUUUGUUCUAUAUGAUUAUAUAUAUAUAUAUAUUAAAAAAAACAAUGUUGGGGGUGGGAGCAAAAAAAAGUAAACCAGAUCAGUCUUCUGAAGAAUUAAAUACCAGGCUGUACCCGCGUUAAGCUGAUGUGUAGUUUGAUACUUUGGACUGCUGAAUAUAAAUUGAAGGAAGCACAAAUUUCUUCAAGUCAGUAUUAAAAGGCAUUUAGGGGUGGGUAUUCAAUUCUUUUUUUUUUUGUUGGUUGGUUGGGGUUGUUUUUUUUUGGGUUAAAUACUGAAGUCUAAUUUGACAGUUUGAACAAAGGGGCAAAGUUGAUCACCGUAGAGCAAAUCUGACAAAAUAGCCUAGUGUAUGUUCUUACCUGUUGCAUGAAGGAGACAUUUCUACAGCAAUGCAGGUGAUGUUCUAGCCCAGUGUUUGCAUAAGGGUAUAAUGGAGGCAGUGUCUUUAAAGCCUAAUUCUUUUCUAAUUCAGUGUAGCUAUGACUGGGAGUUUUUUGAAGUUUUGUUUAAGUAGUCUAAUAUUUUUAUGUAAAGAGCAUUAAAUUUUGCUAUGUAUAAAUUUUUGUAACCUAACAGUGAAUCAAUAUUUUCUAUCAGUGCCAAGGGCUUCCUGUAGUUACAUCCAAGUGUUAAAAUAAAUAUUUGUAGAUAAUAGACAACACUUGUGUACGCUUAUUUGACCUACAGCUACUCCAUACUAGCGCAUCUCCGUGCUUUAUGUCUCUAUCUGAAGUUAAAAUGCUUUUUUGUUUAGUAGUAUCUAUCCCAUUUUGCUCCUGUGUGGGGAGGGAGGCCCUGUAGGUGUAAAGCUUCAGCAUGGUAAGUCAGCAAGUGUUCCUAGCAUGAAGUAUUGGUAGUUGUUCCAGGCCAGCAUAAUGCAACAAGCACUCUCCAUCCCAUUCUGGACACCGAGCGGGAGGAUUCUCUCAGAAAUAGGGUGAAAGGCAGCACUGCUGCAAGGCCAAAUUAAGCAGCAUGUAAAUUUAUAGAGGCCACCAAAUCACACCUUCUAGCCAAAUUGCUAAAAGCAAAACUUCUUUGUCACACAUUUGAUACAUCACGUUUCAACAGCGAAUGAAUUCAAGACAGAGUUUCGAUUUUUGCCCCUAAAUUCUGUCAAACUUGGCUUCAUGUUCUUGUAGCUAGGUCAAGAUGAGCAGCCUCAGAUGCAGUGCAAGUUGUAAUAUCUGCUGCCACCCAAAACUACUUCAUUGAUUUUAAAAAUACUGUAUUUUAUACUGUAAAUAAAGUUUAAUGAUCUUGCCUAUAAUCUACCUACAAAAUACAAAGCUUAAAUAAAGAUGAGUUCAAUAGCA
Messenger RNA from Pogoniulus pusillus (Red-fronted tinkerbird), 3693 nucleotides. It is a transcript of the gene GPM6B, whose product is annotated as glycoprotein M6B. Gene Ontology annotation, cellular component: plasma membrane; membrane raft. Lineage: Eukaryota; Metazoa; Chordata; Aves; Piciformes; Lybiidae. Gene Ontology annotation, biological process: negative regulation of serotonin uptake; neuron projection development. The record is from RefSeq and is a predicted model, not a curated record. Bases 275 to 1261 code for a protein of 328 amino acids. The transcript has 8 exons.